Diabrotica virgifera virgifera (western corn rootworm) is the source of this 776-nucleotide messenger RNA. Its product is annotated as protein spaetzle 5. The record is from RefSeq and is a predicted model, not a curated record. NCBI's taxonomy places the organism in Eukaryota, Metazoa, Arthropoda, Insecta, Coleoptera, Chrysomelidae. The coding region runs from base 168 to 698 and encodes 176 amino acids. The transcript has 3 exons.
UCGUCGAAGUCUGCCAUGAACAGUUGAGGUUUAUUCUUAGGAAAUGCUGCGGUUUUCCCUUAUCAAAAAACAUCGUCUUGUGUCUCUUUUCUGACGUAUAUUUUACAAUAUUAUUACUUAGAGAAUUUGCAUUUAAUUCUCAGUUAGUUUUGUAUAAGGAGUAAACAAUGAAGAUUUUUGUAGCAGUUAUCUGUUUUUAUGGUGUUCUAGGUUUAAUCCUAGCCGACGAAGGAUGCGAAGAGCGAAUUGGUAGUAUUUGUUAUAAAGAUAGUACCUAUCCAACACACGAGAUUCACACAGUUUAUGAGAGUCUGGGUACAAAGUUGAUUUCGGCAUUUGGUCGUCCUCUACCUCAAACUCGAGUAAUUGAAGAACCAGAACCUUUCCAGUCUUGCAGACUGUGUGAAACGGAACAAAAUAUAAAGAUCGUACCUCUCAGUAUAAUAGGUGACAAUAACGAACGAAUGUAUGUUAUGUCUACAAAAAAUUAUCCAAGGCCAGUACUUGAAAUAAGCACGUGCAGCAAAGAGGCCAAAUGUCGUCUCGAGGAACUUCAGAAUGAUUUUGAAACGAUUUGCGAGCAGAAGAUAACGCACAUUAACUUGCUGGUAUACAAUUCAACAUCAAAAGAAUUUCAAGGACAAAGAGUACCUUAUCCUAGCUCCUGCGAGUGUGAAGUGCGGGGACAGGGGCUCUGAAGAGGAACCACAUAGAUAACUAAGUUUUUUGAGAGUUAGUUGUAUAAGUUUGUGUAAUAUAUGUUUACCUUUUUUAAA